AUGCACCCUCUAAACCCGUUUCUCCGUUCUUUUUUCCGGAGCUCCCUGCCGUCGCAAUGUGUUCCUGUAGAGAGCCAUAUCCUCCUGGUCCCUCUGACAGAGUCUCUCAUUAAUUCGCGGGAUCGAGAGUCAGGCGCGCAGUAUGCAGACCUGGUCACCUCGGAGGACUUUCUCGCCAGCCAUGUGCUACGGAUUACGGGCUCGCCCGGUUCGUCUGCAAUCAAAGAGGUUUCGACACUGCGAGAUCAGAAGGGGAAAGCAUGGCAGAUGGCAACGGCCAAUGGAAGGACGGUUGUCAUCAAAGAGUCGGUGGUCUACAGCAAUAAGGGGUUCAAGAUGGUCAACCAUGCUCAGCUGCUCAGUGACAUUCUCUACUCCUCGCCAAUCGAUAGCUCCCAGCAGUGGCUCAUCUACUACAUCUCUAAGCCUCUGGUUGGUUCCUACGAAUCGGGCCAGAUUGUCCAGGCUAUAGUCCCAGGCUCCUCCUUGGACAACAUAUCACUACGUCACGGUUCCGGACCAGAUCCAUCCAAUUACCACUCCAACUAUCAUCGUAAUGAAAUAUCCUCUUUCGGUGAUCUGCUUUCGAAGUUCCCCCUGAUUGCAAAACAGAUGAAGCCUGGCCUGGAUCGUCUCUUCCGUGAAUUUGGCAAAGAACUAGGAAAACCCCUUCCGCCACCACCUUCUGAUCCUCCUGUAACGCAGCCGGACCGCCCAGCAGACGGAGAUGAGGCGUACUCACACCGAAAUUCUAACCACCCCCUAUCAAUCGGUGCUUGCGAGCAGUUCGAGGAUGAAGAAGACAUGAUGAGAAAUGCCCUGGACACCGCAGUCACGGCGGCCAUAGAUAUAUUCCGCCUUGUCGACAAACAGCAGCUUUCCCUUCUUGGUGCCACAACCGAUCUUACCGGCCCGAUGGUCGAACGCCUAAUUGAGCGCUACGUCCUAGAGCAAGUUCAUGAUAGUCUUCUCUUCCCACGACUCCGCGAGUGUCGUCAAGCAGAUGACUUGGACCUUGAUCUGCGUGUACGCCAGAUGGAGAAUAUCGAUGUAUCCCAGGUGGGAAUACCCAUAGAAGGCGGCCACAAGGGCAGAGAAGAACUCAGGCGCCGUAUCGGAACAGCUGUUGAGGAGUUUAGAAAGAUAUCAGAUGCAAGGUGCCCACAGGACAUGCUUUCGAUAUUACUCAGGACUGUGAAGAUAGUCACUAUAGACCAGGCUUUAGGCGCCCCUGACAGUCAGACCGAGAAACCUUCUGUUCUUACUAUCAAUGCUGACGUGCUGGUUUCGUUACUACUUCUAGUUGUUAUACGAUCACAUGUACGGCAACUCUAUGCCAGGCUUCUAUAUAUGCAACGCUUUAUAUUUGUGGAUGAUGUUGAAUCGGGCGAGUCGGGAUAUGCAUUGAGCACGUUCGAAGGGGUCUUGAUAUAUCUCCAAAAUGACUCCGCCGGUCUCAGGAAAGCUAGCUCUAGGAACAAACGCCUUUGGACGGCAACUAAGCAUGGGAAGAUACCUGAAAUGACCGCGAUACUACAACCAGAACUUCAGGCAUCAAGCCCCAUUACCGAUGAGAAUGACUGUGAAAAUGUGCAACCAGACAACUCCAGCAGCCAAAAGAACAGUGAGCGUCAAUGGCCGGCGUUGAAUGGGCUUUCAAAAACCACUCAUAAAUCGGCCUUUUCUAUUUCCAACUCUGCUACUCAAGAUGAUGCCCCAGAAACGCCACGGCUCGCCCAUGUUUUCCCAUUUCAAACAUGGGCACAACAUACUACGACUAUAGAGCGACCUAAACCCCGGAAAAGGGUAUCAAUGGAUACAAGAAGCAUGUCAGAAUCGUCAACUAUCUCCUUCCUUUCUCGCUCUACGACAUUCGGGUCAAUAGCAGGCGGUAUCGAAGGUGAUACAUCAAUAGAGAGUCUAACUACAACCAAAGAUCCGUCCGGUCACUCAGUUCCAAUGAUGGCUGUCGAAGCGGGUCAGCCAGAAGCCCUAAGCUACUUGCUGGGUUUAAGUGAAUAUUAUCCCCGAGAAAGCAUACUUCAAGAUGUAAACAGUGAAGGAACCACGCUGUUGAGUGCCGCCGUCCAACUUGCCCAUACGGAAAUUAUCAACAUACUUAUUGAAUACCUCCUCCAAGAAAACCAGCGUGAUGUAGCUUCAUACCUUAUGAAAGCUGAUAAUAGAGGCCGCACUGUUGGACAUUACCUCUUCAACUCCCCCGACUUGCUCUCUCGCCUAGGAAGAUCCCUGCCUUGGACCCAGAGAGACAGGAACGGGCAAACACCUCUUUUCGCCCUAUGCAGGUCGUACGAUCACCCUGAUUAUAACUCCAUGGUCAAUGAGGCGCUCACUCUAGCAACCGAAGCUCAGGGUGAUGGAAAGCCACUUCGGCUCGACGACCAUGUCGAUGCGAAGGGCAAUACCCUCCUUCAUAUCGUCAGCGAUCCACAGAUACUACUAAGGAUGCUCAGGCAAUGCGAUGGAGACCCUAAUUAUACAAAUGACAAGAGGUUUACACCAUUAAUGGUAGCUAGCAAAUAUGGUCGUAUUGACCUCGUCAGGACCUUAUUUGCCGACCCUCGCGUAGAUGUCCACCUCCGAGAAUCUCGCGGCCUCACAGCAGUGGAACUCGCCAAAGACGAUGAAGUCAGAAACCGAAUAGAUGAUCUAGUGCUAUGCUCCAGCUCUCCGCCACCCUCACCUGAUGCAACCAAUCGCACUACAAGUGUGGUUAGGUCAUUAUUUGUUGAAGAUUUCGGGAUACGGUUCAUCAUCAAAUCCGGUGCACCUUCUAGUUCACCAUCGCCAAAUUCGAAGGCUACACGCACGACUACCUACACUGUUACAACUUGUCGACGUAGUCUUAAUGACUUUGAGAACCUAAUCCGUUUUCUUCGGGUGGAACAUCCCGCGUCAUACCUCCCUGAGAUGCCAGUUUUCCGAUCACCUUUUCAAAUACCCUCAAAACCCUCAAGGGCUGUUCUCCAUGACAUACAGGAACGAUUAGAUCGAUUGUUAAAAGUUUUACUAGCCCACCCAACCUUCUCGACCCAUGAAUUGCUUUGGGAGUUCUUCCUUGUUCCUGAGAUCCAGACGGAAAUGAUUGAUCAGCGGUCUGCACGUAAGGCUACAGUACUGGCCGAAUCAAUAAUGGACGAUUAUGAACCUGCGUCUGCAGAAGUCAUACGAAGUGCGCAGCAGAUCUUAUCCCAUGCGGAGGAUGCAGUUCAAUCAGUCAGCGAAGGCACCCGCAACUUGAUUUGUUGCGGAUAUCUGUUACAGCAUGCAUCUACCGACCUUGCAGAUGCCCUUUUCCUCUGCAGCUCCAUGAUUUCAUCCCUUCAACCACCAGCCAAUGUUCUCCCCCAUCACUAUGUCCGCGCCUUCCACCGCUUCGUAUCAUCCUUCAACCUUUCGUCGACUGAUUCCUCGCCACUGAUUCAGUUUUUGGCCGCACUCAUAUCAUCUCAGAAUACCACAACAGCAAUGCUCACUUCCCUCUCUCGGCCCAACAACCUCAUAUUAUCACUCAAUUCUGCCCAGCGGGCUCUUUCUCGUGCUCGUUCUGCAGUAGCCUCCUCAUCACUUCCACGCAAAUUCAACUUUUCCGUGCUUGAAGAAUCCCGCCAGCGUUCUAUCCGCGAGCAAGAGACUAAGAUUGCCACCCUAACGACCGAGAUUGACGAAGUUAGAAAGGAAAUCUCAUGGAAUAAGGACGUUGUCGUCGGCGAGCUGGCGGGGUGGAGUUCCUGGAGAGAACAGACUGGUAGACAGGCUAUUCGGAAUUUUGUCAAGACGACACUCAUCAGGGAGAAAGAGCGCGGUAAACGCAUGGAACGUUGUCUGCGGAUUAUUAAAGGCUAA
Messenger RNA from Microsporum canis CBS 113480, 3867 nucleotides. RefSeq lists its product as hypothetical. Bases 1 to 3867 code for a protein of 1288 amino acids. Gene Ontology annotation, cellular component: plasma membrane; transport vesicle; late endosome. The transcript has 2 exons. The record is from RefSeq and is a predicted model, not a curated record. Gene Ontology annotation, biological process: early endosome to late endosome transport. Gene Ontology annotation, molecular function: SNARE binding; guanyl-nucleotide exchange factor activity; phosphatidylinositol binding. Lineage: Eukaryota; Fungi; Ascomycota; Eurotiomycetes; Onygenales; Arthrodermataceae.